This is a messenger RNA of Mangifera indica (mango), 982 nucleotides long. Its product is annotated as selT-like protein. Gene Ontology annotation, molecular function: thioredoxin-disulfide reductase (NADPH) activity. Bases 71 to 736 code for a protein of 221 amino acids. Gene Ontology annotation, biological process: cell redox homeostasis. Gene Ontology annotation, cellular component: endoplasmic reticulum membrane. NCBI's taxonomy places the organism in Eukaryota, Viridiplantae, Streptophyta, Magnoliopsida, Sapindales, Anacardiaceae. The transcript is spliced from 4 exons. The record is from RefSeq and is a predicted model, not a curated record.
GUGUGUAAUUUUUCUUUUUCUUGAGCAUUUUUUUCCUCUAUCGUUGGGACUCGUUGGCUCGGCAUCUACAAUGGAUCGAGUACAUCUCCUACUUCUUGGGCUCCCACUCUUUAUCCUUUGCAGUGACCUCUUAAACCUCUUUACUCCACCCCCACCACCUCCGCCGUCGCACCUGAAACCCGACCACCACCACAAACCCCCACUUACUCCGAACCCAGAAUUCCCUACACCGAAAGCUGUGCGAGGACUCGGGUAUGGCAGUACAGUCAACAUAAACUUUUGUGCUUCUUGCUCGUAUAGGGGCACUGCAGUGACAAUGAAGAAGAUGUUGGACGCUCAAUUCCCUGGAAUUGAUGUUGUCCUUGAAAAUUACCCCCCACCCAUGCCCAAGCGUCUGCUCGCUAAAGUGGUCCCAGUUGUUCAGUUUGGAGUCAUUGGGAUCAUCAUGGCUGGUGAACAGAUCUUUCCAAUGAUGGGAAUCAUGACUCCUCCUGCAUGGUAUUAUUCAUUACGUGCUAAUAGAUUUGGAUCUAUUGCAUCCACCUGGCUUCUUGGAAACUUUUUGCAGUCCUUCCUACAAAGUUCUGGGGCUUUUGAAGUAUACUGCAAUGAUGAAUUGGUCUUCUCUAAGCUGAAGGAGGGCAGGUUUCCAGGUGAGAUUGAGUUAAAGGAUCUUGUUGCCAAAAAACUGUCAACAUCGAUAGUUAUGGAUGGCCUUGGAGAAGUAUGGCCUUAGUUCAUUGUCAGGUGAUGGGGGGUUGAAACCAAAGGGAUUGAAGUGUAACUUAUAGUAGAGUAGCACCAAACAUAAACAGAUGUUAUGCCAGUAUGUUAAUGUAAAUUUGAACCUCUCAUUAAGGUCAUUCCAGGACAAGUGAUCCACUAAAGUGAGCAUCAGAUGUAGGGAACAUGUUGAUUAACUAUAUUUUUCCGGGGUGAGUCAGAUUUUCAUAGUUAAUUUAUCUAUCCUACAUUCAUGUUA